Messenger RNA from Chanos chanos (milkfish), 849 nucleotides. Its product is annotated as transcription factor Spi-C-like. The transcript is spliced from 5 exons. Gene Ontology annotation, molecular function: DNA-binding transcription factor activity, RNA polymerase II-specific; sequence-specific DNA binding. Gene Ontology annotation, cellular component: nucleus. NCBI's taxonomy places the organism in Eukaryota, Metazoa, Chordata, Actinopteri, Gonorynchiformes, Chanidae. Bases 1 to 849 code for a protein of 282 amino acids. Gene Ontology annotation, biological process: cell differentiation; regulation of transcription by RNA polymerase II. The record is from RefSeq and is a predicted model, not a curated record.
AUGGACUUUGAUGGAUUGAAGAGGAUGGAGGGCUCUUUGGACAGUGACAUCAACCAAGAUUUUCAGGAUGCCAUUGAUGUGAUCCAGCGACACUCUAACAUACUGUAUUAUGAUACAGAGAACAAAUAUUAUGAGACUCUGGAAAGCCAGCAGCCGCCCCUGGCCCACAGCAUUGCCUGUUUCCAAUUCACAACCCUCCCUGAAGGAUCUGGACCCACUUACGAAUGGAGUGAUGCAUCUCCAUGGAACCACUCUACGCCAGACGUUUCUACAGGUCCUCUUAUUUGUGCCGAGCCACCACCGUUUUACCCAUCCUUAUCACAGCGGAGCGGAAAAGGCAGGAAGAAGCUACGACUCUAUGAGUACUUAUACGAGGCUCUGCAUGAUGCUAACAUGGUGGACUCCAUCCAGUGGACAGACAGCAGCAGCGGUGUCUUCCACUUCAUUUCCAAAAAUAAAGAGAAACUGGCCGAAUGCUGGGGUCAGCGCAAGGGCAACCGAAAAACCAUGACCUACCAGAAAAUGGCACGGGCCCUGCGCAACUACAGUCGGACAGGCGAGAUCGUCAAGGUGCGCCGUAAACUCACCUAUCAGUUCAACCCGGCAAUACUGCAGAGGCUGGGUGGCGGUCCCACAGUGGGGCUCGGAUCCCGCCCCUCAGCCAGGGAGCCAAUGCAGCAGUCAGGCAGCCCAUACACCAGCAUGCCCACUACACCAGCCUAUUAUGGUGCCGCUGCGCCCAAUGAAUGGCACAGCUGGUAUGGACAGUGCUCUUAUCAAGGGGAGUAUGACCUCACAACUGUUCUCACAGCAAGUGAAAGCCCCAAGACCUGUAUUCCAACACAGUGA